UCCAAGCAGGGAAGGAGGCACGGCUUAGUUCACGGGAUAGUCACUCCCCAGGGAAAUGCAGGAAGAGGAGACUCUCUCUCUCUAGAUCAGGAGCGUAGAUAGCUCAAUAGAGUUUCCUAAGAACAGCUGAUCCCAUUGAAAGUGAAUCUUCAUUCUGCUUUGGGUCGCUCACCAGCAUGGUCUGGAGUGAAACCGACUAAGAAGAGAGAGGCACGACCACUGAUUCAGGGCCAGAGAUGGAAGGUGACCUCUCCUGCACUUCGACCGAGGGACUGAGGAGCUGCGAACCCCCGGAGGGAGGCAAUGCCAGCAUGGAAGGAGAGAUGGGGCCAGCCUGGGGUGCCACUCCAGACCACAGCGGAGGAGGGAUUACAGGUCUGGAGCAGCAGGACUGCACUGGAAGUACAUCAUCUUCUGGACUCACAAGCACCAUGGUUGAGCCCAACCUCCCUGCACGUGAUGGGCAAGAACCCAAGUGCACUUCGGGAGUCACCAACACAAGCUUUGUUGGGGAUCCUCCACCCUAUUCUCCUCCAGACCCUAAGACUGCUCACUUGAUGUACCCACCUUUCCAGGCCAUCUCAGGACAAGUGCCCAUCAUGUACCAGCCAGGACCUUCCCAGCAGAAUUUACCUCCUGACUCCUUCCCAUACACUAUUUACAAUGGGCUUCCUGCCAGCAGGCUUCCAGGAGCGGCAGACAGGAGGCGCCCGCCCAAAGAUUAUAUGGUGGAGUCAGUGCUGGUGACAGUUUUCUGCUGCUUAUUAACAGGGGUGAUCGCCCUUGUCUACUCCCAUGAGACACGAGCAGCCCUGAACAGAGGAGACCUGAUCCAAGCCAAGCUAGCAUCCAAAAAAGCCCGAUCCCUGGUUCUCUUCAGCCUGCUCUUUGGAGUGUUCGUCUGCAUCAGCUGGGUCAUCUAUGUAGUGGUGGUCCUUUAUCUAUGACAGAGACAGGCUGCAUGACGUUAACCCCACAGACAACAGCCUGCAUCACAUUAACAGCUCACCACCACCGUCCGCAGCACCUGGGGCAGCAGGGCAAGCACCUAGUCAUCGGCUAAGAGAAGUGCCGUGAUACAGCAAUAUGGCAUGGAAAUCAGAGGGUGUCUGAGCUGCCAUGUUUUCUGCCAGCAGAUACUGUGCAGCACAGGUUUAUGCUUGUCCAGCCUCUGGGAUUGUAUUUCAUUCUCUUCCUCAAGUGCAGUGAUGGCGGGGUAUUGUGCCAGGCCCAGCCAAACCAGCAGCACCACUGCAACAACUUCGAUGCUGCCCCAAGCCAGCACGGAAGCAACCCACCUGCCUCAUCCAGCCCCAGGGGACUGCAAGACAAGUGAGCAAGCUCUACCGGACUGACCACCACAUUGCUUCAAUAACUUGGGGAAAUCCAAAAGCUGAGCAUCAGCUCCACAAAACAUUGCGUGUCCCAGGGCAUCUCCCAUGAUUUAUCAAUAUCCACUGCCUCGUUCACAGCUUGUGGCCUCCAUUCCCAGCACAGCAUCUUGGUGGGAAGAAAACUUGCAAUGUUGGCUGGCUGAACGCAAGGAAGCUGCCAGCACAAGAACCCUCUUCCCUCUGCUAGGAUAUCCCAGUUCAGUUGGAAUUCCUUUGUGGCUUGUGCUGAAGAAUGAUCUAUCUAGAAAAGGCAGAAUCACGUUAAUCAAUGGAGAAAACAACCCAGACACCUGCAGGAGUUGUCAUAUGUUCCCCGAUGGCAACAUAUUUUGUGAUUGCGUUUUAGACACACAAAAUCUGGAGGUAUCACUCCAAUUCAUGGGACGUGAAUAAGAGGAAACACACCUUCCUGAUGGCCUGAAUAUCGCAAGUGUUUAACAUCCAGAAUCUAUGUUCGAAAUGGCCAGCAAGGAAUGCAAUGGCUGUGUUAUUUCAGGAUUUCAUAGGAGCAAUUUAACUCGUUCUGGGGAUUGUGGCCCACGAAAGCUCAAUAUGAAAACACUUCUUUUUUUUUUUUUUUUUUUAGAAACCCAUAU
Molecule: messenger RNA, 1990 nt
Organism: Chelonoidis abingdonii (Abingdon island giant tortoise)
Lineage: Eukaryota; Metazoa; Chordata; Testudines; Testudinidae
Gene: PRRT1B
Product: proline rich transmembrane protein 1B
Cellular component (GO): membrane
Source: RefSeq, a predicted model, not a curated record